Messenger RNA from Gadus macrocephalus (Pacific cod), 1371 nucleotides. Its product is annotated as cysteine-rich motor neuron 1 protein-like. Lineage: Eukaryota; Metazoa; Chordata; Actinopteri; Gadiformes; Gadidae. The record is from RefSeq and is a predicted model, not a curated record. The transcript is spliced from 4 exons. Bases 467 to 1351 code for a protein of 294 amino acids. Gene Ontology annotation, cellular component: extracellular region. Gene Ontology annotation, molecular function: insulin-like growth factor binding. Gene Ontology annotation, biological process: regulation of cell growth; regulation of signal transduction.
GAUGUCAAUUUAGCGCUCACACUGCUCUCCUCUGAAUGGUGCCUUACUUGCGCGCUACGCUCCCAGUCAAGACCAAUAGGAAGUUCUGUACGCUAACACGAGUGGAAUAUACAUGAAUUGGAACAGGGGAAACCCACUGGAAGCGCAUCUACAGUAGGGAUACCUGCUCACGAUAUUGGAUAACAAAAAGCACAAUUUCGCCGGCGACUCGAGAACUUAAUGCUGAUAUCUGCUUGAUUUUUUUAGUGAGGGGGUUGGUUUCUAAGUGAACCCGAACAAUUUUUAUUUGUUUACGAAAAACAAUUACUCUACAAAAACUUUUUUAUAUUCAUUUUUCCCUCGUCAAGAACUUGGGGACUAACUUCCAUCCAACAGACACUGGGAUAUUUCAUUUCAUGUGGCUGGCCGUUUGACAGAAGCACGCAUUGCUUGGUAAACCAUCGCGGACCUCCUCCAUCUCACCACGAUGUCAAGCCAGGUCCUCUUCGCGUUGUUGAACGUCUUAAUUCUAGCGCGUACUCUCAUGGCGCACGAUUGCACACCAUGUGAACUCCGAACGUGUCCCGUACAACACCCGCAUGGCUGCGAGAGCGGCCGGACCUUAGCCCGGGACCCAUGUGGAUGCUGUGACCAGUGUACUCGGAUGGAGUGGGAACCGUGCGGUGGCCAGGACUGGGUGCUGGGCUACUGCGCGCUGGGGCUCACUUGCGCCUCUUUCAACAGAACUGGAGCUGCGAUGCUGCCUGAGAUCGGAGUUUGUAAAGUGCUUCCAGAGAGCCCGGAGGCCGGCCUUGUGGACGAGCGCUGCCCCCUCAUGACGGGCUGCGACCGGGCCGGGGAGGAGUGUGUGUGCGACGCCCGCCACUCCUGCUUGGGCUCCUUCUCCUACCCAGACCAGGAGAGCUGCAUGAAGGCCAGCAAGACAGAGGGUCGCAGACACGAGCACCGGGACCGACACAGGGAGAGGUUCGUGGGCCCGUCCAACCCGGCCUGCAUGUUCUCUGGCUGCAACCUGACAGCGGAGGGUUGCGAGUGCGAAUCCCGCAGCUGCCACCACCACUUCUCCUACAUCAACCGCAGCCAGUGUCUAGAAGCAGCAGCAGUUCUCAAGUGCUCGGGCGUGACCUGCGCCCCUGUGCCGGCGCCCUCCUGCCCCAAGGGCUCGGUCCUGACCAAGAGCUACACGCCCCCUGCUGGCUGCUGCCCCUCCCUGCCGCCCCAGUGCACCUGUGACCUCGGCACCUGCCCCGCGGCCCGCUGCCCCUCCGGCCAGAGGGCCGUGGUGCCCCGCCCGGCCAGCGGCCUGCCGGGGGACUGCUGCGACGUCUUUGAGUGCCAGAAAGGUAAUUGAAGCAUAAUGGUGCCACCAUC